AAAUCAAUGGUAUAUAUACAUAUUUAUUAUGUCUAAGAGUAAAAUGAGUAGACCAGCAUCUUGUAAAAGCAGAAAGAGUGAAGUAGAUGAAUCUCUUUUUGGUAAAAAUAAGUUGAGAUUAUUAUUAAAUAGGAAGUAAUAAAAGAAAUGAUGUAAAAACUGCUAAGGUGAUUUAGAGUGUUAGAAAAGGAGAUACAUCAAAUCCAGAUGUUGUUUUAAUAGGAGAAGCAGAAUUAUAGAGAAUGAAAGUUGAUUUCAUCUUUAUUUGUAGAAUAAUGCUAUAGUAAAAACUAAGGAUGAACAAUUACAUUAAAAGAAAUUACUAGAAGAACAAAAAGAAAAGUAAAUGACAGCUGCAAAAGCUAAGAAACAAAAGAUGAUAUAAUUAGAAGAAGAGAAAAAAAAAUAAAUACCUUUAACAGCCCAAUAAUAAGAAGAUAAAGUUGUUAAAGAUAGUCUUAAUGCUAGAGUAUUAAUCAAUAUAUAUAAAUAAAUAUUAGGCUGCAGAAAUUUUAAAUGAAUAAUUAGAUGAUGUUAAAGAAAUGAAUAAAAUGGUUAUGUAUGCUAAAUGUGUCACUAUCAGAGAUAAAUAAUUAUAAGAAAAGUAAUAAUUGAAAGAAGAAUUUAAAAAUUAAGAAAAAAGAAAAGAUUUAAUGAUGGAAAUUGAAAGAUUGAAAUCAGUUAAAUAUUAUGAGGAAAAAGAUGUUGAACAUAAACAUGAAUUAAAAAUAGGUCAUGGAAUUAUUGUAGAUUAAAUUAAAGAAAGAGAAUUAAUAAGACUAAAAGAAAAGGAAGAAUAAGAAAAAGAAGGAUAAAUUAUGAUUAAAUAAAUUAAAUAAGUACAAAUUGAAGAUCAAUAAAAAAAUCUAAAAAGAAAAGAAAUGCAAAAGAAAUUAUAAGAUGAAAUAUUAGAAGCUAAUUCAAAAGCUAUUGUUGUUAAAGAAAAAAGAAGAUUAGAAGAAAAAGAAGAAGAAGAAAAAAUUGCUAAAUAUAAUUUAGAAAAAGCACAAAAAGAAGCUGAAAUAGUAGAAGAAUAAAGAAGAAUCAAAGAAGAAAAAGAGAGAGAUGUUUAAAGAUUAAGAGAAAUGCAAGAAAAAGCAUAAGAUAGAUAAGCUGAAUUAGAUUUAUUAAGAGCUAAAAGAGCUAUGGAAUAAAAUGAAAGAGAUGCUAGAGAAAAAGAAAGAAAAGAAGCAGAAUUAAGAUAAAAAUUAAAUUCAGAAUUGUAUUAAGCAAGAAAAGUCUAAUAAAAUGAAAAAUAAGAUAAAUUAGAAGAAUAAGUAAUAUUUUUUAUUUUAUCAAUUAAGGCUAGACUUGAAAGAGAUGAAUUCUAAAGAGUUAUUUAAAAAUAAAAGCAAGAAAGAGAAAAUGAACUAAGAUUAUAAUAAGAGAAAGAAUAAAUGGUUAAAAAACAUGCAGAAGAAUUGAGAAAAUAAAUUUCUAUGAAUGAAGAAAAAAGAAAAUAAGAAGAAAGAGAUAAGUAUUAGAAUUUUUAUUAUCAAAAGACUUGAAGAAGGAAAAAAAAUUAGAGAUAAAAUGAUUAAUGAAAAGAAACUAUUAGAAAAUAUUAAAGAUUAAAAAUUAAAAGGACUAAAUGAUAAUACAAUACCUGAUAAAUAUAAAGCGGAAUUAGCAAAAAAGAAAAUUAAUAUUCAGAUAUGA
Molecule: messenger RNA, 1659 nt
Organism: Paramecium sonneborni
Lineage: Eukaryota; Ciliophora; Oligohymenophorea; Peniculida; Parameciidae
Source: the annotation of a GenBank genome assembly